Molecule: messenger RNA, 4081 nt
Organism: Sceloporus undulatus (fence lizard)
Lineage: Eukaryota; Metazoa; Chordata; Lepidosauria; Squamata; Phrynosomatidae
Product: zinc finger protein 501-like
Exons: 1
Coding region: 25-1560 (511 amino acids)
Source: RefSeq, a predicted model, not a curated record
GAGCAAGGCAGGGAGGAAGUACCUAUGGUUUCAUUACAAACAAUCAAGCAAGAAGCAGGACUAGAGACUUUGGGAAGUCAAAAGAGAACAAAAAGGCACCAUGGAAACCAGUCAAAGAAAGGAAAGAAGAAACCCUCUGCUUCUCUGGGUGUUGAUAUUUGUAAAUUCCAGAACCCACAGGGAAAUUUCAAAGGAAAAAGAUGUCAAAGAUGUUCUGUCUGUGGAAAAAUAUUCAAAUGUAAAUGGCAAGUAAAGAUACAUUUGAGAAGUCACACAGGGGAGAAGCCAUAUCAAUGCAUGCAGUGCAGAAAGAACUUCAAUACUAGCGGUGCACAUAUGAAACAUCAAAGAAUUUAUACAGGAGAGAAACCGUACCAGUGCAUGGAAUGUGGAAAGAGUUUCAGUUUGAGCAGUACCCUUACUUUACAUAAAAGAACUCAUACAGAUGAAAAACCAUAUACAUGCACAGAGUGUGGAAAGAGCUUCAUUGCAAGAUCUGCUCUUACUAUACAUCAGAGAACACAUACAGGAGAGAAACCAUAUCAGUGCUUGCAGUGUGGAAUGAGCUUCAAUACUAGUGGAGCACGUAGGAAACAUCAAAGAAUUCAUACAGGGGAGAAACCAUACCAAUGCAUGGAAUGUGGAAAGAGCUUCAGUUUGAGCAAUGCCCUUACUUUACAUAAAAGAACUCACACAGGCGAAAAACCAUAUACAUGCGCAGAGUGUGGAAAAAGCUUCAUUGCAAGAUCUGCCCUAACUAUACAUCAGAGAACACACACAGGGGAGAAACGAUAUCAGUGCAUGCAAUGUGGAAAGAGCUUCAGUGAUAAUGGAGGAUAUAGCAAACAUCAGAGAACCCAUGAGGGAGAAAGGACAUAUAAAUGUAUGGUAUGUGGAAAGAGCUUCCUUAGGAAUUAUGCCCUUACUCUACAUAAGAGAACACAUACAGGGGAAAAGCCAUACCAGUGCACAGAAUGUGGAAAGAGCUUUGUGGAUGGUGGGGCGUGUAUUAAGCAUGAAAGGACGCACACAGGGGAGAAACCUUAUAAAUGCAUGAAAUGUGGAAAGAGCUUUAGUAACAAUGUAUACUUACAGUCACAUGAAAGAACUCAUACAGGGGAGAAACCAUAUAAAUGCAUGGUAUGUGGAAAGAAUUUUGGUCGGCGGGAAAAUUUACAUUUACAUCAAAGGACUCACACAGGGGAAAAACCAUAUAAGUGUACAGAAUGUGGGAAGAGCUUUAGUCGGCGUGAAAAUCUACAAUUACAUCAAAGGACUCACACAGGAGAAAAACCAUAUAAAUGUCUACAGUGUGGAAAGAGCUUUAGUCGACGUGAAAAUUUACAUUCACACCAAAGAACUCACACAGGGGAAAAACCAUACAAAUGCAUGGAAUGUGGAAAGAGCUUUAGUCGCCGUGGAAAUUUACAUGCACAUCAAAAAAUUCACACAGGGGAAAGGCCACAUACAUGUACGGAAUGUGGAAAAAGUUUUAGUAGGCGCGGAAAUUUACAUUCCCAUCAAAGAACUCACAAGGUGGAAAACCAUAUAAAUGUAUAGACUGCAGAAAGACCUUUAGUUGGCAUGGAAAUCUACAUUUACAUCAGAGACCUCACACAGAAGAAUCUGCAUCAAUGAAAAUAAUGUAAAGGAACCUCGCUGAUGGUGGAGCAUUUAUUAAUCAUCAAAAAUCUCAUAGGGGGAAGAGGAAUAUAAUGUGGAAAGAGCUUCAGAAUAGUGAAGCAUGUGUUAAACAUUGAAGAGCCUAUACAGAGGAAAGAAUGUCAUUCAGUGUGGAAGUCUGCAUCAUGAGCUCCCUUCUGUUUGCACAUAUCUGAACAUUGAGGUCUCCUCAGUAUUUCCUUAAGCUUAUUGAAAGCAGCUUUCUUAAAAGUCCAUAGUGAACCUCUGAUGAUGAAAGUUUUCCAUUUCUUCUGUGCAACAAAACCUGAAAGGACAGGAUCUACAAUGCUUCCAUCUUCAGGAUUAAAAUGGGAGUUCUUAAAGUUCAAAAUGAACAUACACUAUGCUCAUCUUUCCUCUUCCUGUGUGUAAGAUAUUCCAAGAAGACAUGGUCAGUCUUACCCAGGAUUUCUACCACAUCCACCUUGUUCUACAAUUUUUUCCCUGCUAGUAGAAAUCAGAUUCAAGACAGUUGAUCUCUUGUUGGUUCUUCUACAUCCUGGAAAGUAUAUGUGCUGGAAUAUGAUGGACUUUAUAUUCAUGGCAGAUUUUAUAUUUAUGGCAGCUAUCAGGGUACUUGAAGUAUCCCAUUACUGUUGUAUGUUCCUUUUAAAGAAUUGAUAAUUUCUUCCAGGAUGCCAUUGAAUCUUUCAUUCUAGUUCAGCAGUCUCUGGGAGAUAUCCUCAAUGAUGGCAGAUUUUUCUUUGCCACAGUUUUAAUCUAGAUGCUUUCAGCCUGUUUUGCGUGACCCAGUGUCAUAGAUUUUCUCACACAAGUAUACAUUCUUCACAUAUAUUUAAAUGUAGCGACAUAUAUGUUGCCUUUUUCAUUGUAAUUUAAAACAUGUUUCUUUGGUCUCCAGUAAUUUCUUAAUUUCAUUAAGAAUCUUAAUGAUGCUUUCACUGAGACAAACAAAUAUACAGAAUAUUUUCCCUGAAUGUCAGUUAAAAGACAUACAGUAGCUGUAUUAGUUUGGAUGAGUAUACAAAGGGACCUCGGAGCACCUUUGAGACUAACUGAGAGAAGGAAGUUGGUAGCAUAAGCUUUCACAGACUAAGGCCUUGUCUGCACAGGCCAGGAUACUCCAAGGGCAGCCUGGAGUAUCCUGGACUGGGAACUGCCCAAACCUUCUCUUUACUUGGCCCUCCAUCUCCACAGUAUGGCAAGCUGUUUGCAUAGGCAUCCUGCUGACCUGUUUGGCACAUCUGGUACUAGUGGUGGUUGCUUAUUUCUGAGGUCAGAACAAUGUGCCCAAUGAAGAUGACACAGCUGGAUGCUUUGUUCUGACCUUAGAACAAGUGAUUGGUAACAGUAGCAGAUGUGCUGGGCAGCUCAACAGGACACCCAUGCAGAUAGCCACUGUGGUGAAGAAACAGAGGGCUCAGGAUCUUCUUCAUUUUAAGGUUGUUACACCCCAGUUCUGGUGCUGAAUGUGCUGGAUAUUGUCUAGGCUGCUCACACCAGAAUGGGUUUGGGUCUUUCGUCAUCUGAAUGGGAUGCUGCCAGAAGUGGGGGACAAAACUGGCCUUUUGGCCCAUGCGGACAAGGCCUGUGACAUUUCCCUGAAUGUUUUAGCAACUGAUUAUUUGCACAGGCAGUUAAACAUAGGUGGUGUGUCUUUAUAAUAUCAAGUGGAUUCCUUUUUUAUAAAUUCAUUGGUUUUGGAUGAAAUGUUAUAUGCCACGCUUGGCUGGUGAGGACAUGGGAGAACCACCUCAGUGGCUGUUCCCAGAUUUUGGAACUCCUUCCUGAUGCGAGUUUGAUUUGCUGCCUCUCUGCUGUCUUUCUGCUGGCCAGCAAAGACUGCCUUGUUUAAACAGGCCUUCAGCUAUAACUGACAUGGGUUAAAAGGAUAUGUAGUUAGAUGUGCUGUUGUUAGUAUGCGAUAUGUAUUUCAAACAUUUUAAUUGUUUUAAAGCUCAUGUCUAAAAGCAGUGUUUUAACGGGAUGUAAAAUGUUUUUUAAACUUUUGUACUCCAUAUUGUUUUGAUUGUUCUAAUUUGUAAACCUCUUUGAGUCCCAUAUGGGAGCAAACUAAGAUAUAAAUGAAAUAAUAUAGGAAAGCUUAUGUCUUGGAAUAACAGCUCAUAUUUAAAGUGCUACAUAAUUUUUUGUUUUUUCCUGAUAUCACUGACUACUCCUCUCCCUGGUUUUUAAUGCAGUUUAGAUCAAAACAAAACUCUGCUUUACACUGUGGAUAGGAGAGAGAAUUUUCAUCAGUUAAUCUAUGGUAGACGAUAAAGACAUUGAAGUAAUUUAAGAUUUUGCAUACCUUGGCUUAGUCAUUAAUCAAAAGACUAGGACUUGGAAGCGCAGCUAUGAAGGCAAGAUUGGCCAUGCCAUCGCAUUUCCCAUUUCUAUGAGUGGUUGUGAAAGCUGGACAGUGAAGAAAGCUGAC